CCUGAGCCGAAGUCGGACACAUAACCUACUGAGCCACCCAGGUGCCCCCAGAGUUAGUUUUCUUUCCACUUUACUCCCUCAUGGGUGGGUGUGUGUAUUUGUGUGUCGGAAAUUAAUGUUUAUUUGAGCACUUAGUAUGUGCCAUUUAAUCAAACAACCCUCAAAGGUAGUUAAGUAGCGUCGUAUAGAGCAGGAAACGGGGAAGUUAGGUAACUUGUCCAAGGUCACAGAGUGUCUAGGUUUCCUGCUUACUAGCUCGCCGGGCCACCUUGUACCCCAGUCUCCUAGGAUUUGACGCUCCCUUGUGCUGGGUCCUCAGUACCUUCGGGUCUUGUUCCGUGUGAAGUCCUAGGACCGGGAUCCCUUGGGGGCAGCUCCUUUUGAUAACAUUUCUUCACCAAGCCAGGAACGGGGGCAGGCAUCCCACUGAGAAGGCUGAAGAGAGUGUACCCGUUGGUGUGCAUCUGUGUGCGAGCGUGCGCUAACACAUUCAUGCAUUUCUGGGCAGCCCCACAUAAGCCCCCUACGCCCACCAGCUCAUACCUGGGCCCAGAGCCUGGAAUGGGACCCGGCCGUGACCUGGACCUCCCGCACAGACCCCCAACCUGGCUUGCCUGAGGCUGGUCCCAGGCCAGCAAAAGAACGUAAGUCCCAGCUUCCUGGUAGAACUCUGCCCUUGUGGGGGUGUGGUCUUGCCACUGUGGUUUACAGUUCAGCUGCCAAGAAUUGAGGCCAAUUAAAGGUAAAUAAGUACUUCCCCUUGGCUGGGAGGUUCAGCCUGAGUGGGUCUGUUAGGUCCCAGGGAUCUGCCUGACGGCAGGUCCGCUCUGCAAAGGAGUCAGCCUGUGCCCAUGGGCCCUGCAUUCCUGGGUGUGCCUCUGCCCACCCAUCCCCAGAGGCCAGUGCUACCCCCCCCCCCACCCCCCCAACCCUGCAGGCUCACACAUGGGGUCUGGGAGUGGGAUAACAGAGCAGCGAUAGGGAGGGGGCUCCCAAACUGAGAGCAUGGAGCUGGCCGCCUGGGGUGAGGGUCCUGGGCUGGAGGCAGCAGAGAAAACUCCGGGAGGGCAGAGCUGGCCUGGGCUGCUCUACCCGUAGGCGGAGGCCUGGUAGCUGUGGAGUGACAGGAGUUUUCUCCCCAGCAACUCUUCACGUUCUCCCGGGAGUGCAGACAUGAACCUGCCUUCGAAGUGUUAAAACCAUGGCCCCGGGGCAAAACACCAUUCAUUCUGAAUCAUCUCUUUUGUUGCAUUUAAAAAAAAAAAAAAAAAAAGAAAGAAAGAAAGAAAGGAGAAACUCCACACCAGCCAGGCAGAGGUGUGCAGGCGGCUGUGUUUGAACACAGGAGUUGGCUUCCUUUUGGGGGAGGAGACGAGGUCCCACAACAACUCGGAGGGGUAUAUAAGGAGCCGCGGGCUGGGGGGAGACAUUCCUGGGGCCCUGCUUCCAGCCCAAGCCUGAGGCUCCACCAGCACUUCUCCAGCCUGCUGAGGACUCACCCGCUGCCCGGCCAUGAGCACCACAUUUCUGCAGACUUCUUCCUCCACCUUUGGGGGUGCCUCUACCAGAGGGGGUUCCCUCUGGGCUGGGGGAGGCGGCUUUGGUGGGGGGAGUCUCUACGGGGGCGGUGGAGGCCGCAGUAUCUCGGCUUCUUCUGCUAGGUUUGUCUCCUCGGGGUCCGGAGGGGGCUACGGCGGCGGCAUGAGCUGCGGCUUCGGUGCAGGGGCUGGUAGUGGUUUAGGCGGAGGCUUCGGAGGUGGCCUCGGAGGAGGCUUAGGAGGUGGCCUUGGAGGUGGCUUUGGUGGGGGUUUUGGCGCUGGCUUUGGUGACUUUGGUGGCGGCGAUGGCGGCCUCCUCUCCGGCAACGAGAAGCUCACCAUGCAGAACCUCAACGACCGGCUGGCCUCCUACCUGGACAAGGUGCGCGCCCUGGAGGAGGCCAACGCCGACCUGGAGGUGAAGAUCCGGGACUGGUACCAGAAGCAGAGCCCCAGCAGCCCGGAGCGGGACUACAGCCACUUCUACAAGAUCAUCGAGGACCUGCGGGACAAGAUCCUGGGGGCCAAGAUCGACAACUCCCGGGUCAUCCUGGAGAUCGACAAUGCCAGGCUGGCGGCAGAUGACUUCAGACUCAAGUAUGAGAACGAGUUGGCCCUGCGCCAGAGCGUGGAGGCCGACACCAACGGCCUGCGCAGGGUGCUGGAUGAGCUGACCCUGACCAAGACCGACCUGGAGAUGCAGAUCGAGAGCCUGAACGAGGAGCUGGCCUUCCUGAAGAAGAACCACGAGGAGGAGAUGAAGGAGUUCAGCAGCCAGCUGGCCGGCCAGGUCAACGUGGAGAUGGACGCGGCCCCGGGUGUGGACCUGACCCGUGUGCUGGCUGAGAUGAGGGAACAGUACGAGGCCAUGGCCGAGAAGAACCGCCGGGACGCCGAGGCCUGGUUCUUCAGCAAGACGGAGGAGCUGAACAAAGAGGUGGCCUCCAACACAGAGAUGAUCCAGACCAGCAAGACAGAGAUCACGGACCUGAGACGCACUUUGCAGGGCCUGGAGAUCGAGCUGCAGUCCCAGCUCAGCAUGAAAGCCGGGCUGGAGAGCUCGCUGGCGGAGACGGAGUGCCGCUAUGCCACGCAGCUGCAGCAGAUCCAGGGGCUCAUCGGCGGCCUGGAGGCCCAGCUGAGCGAGCUCCGCAGCGAGAUGGAGUGCCAGGACCAGGAGUACAGGACGCUGCUGGACAUCAAGACGCGGCUGGAGCAGGAGAUCGCCACCUACCGCAGCCUGCUGGAAGGCCAGGACACCAGGAUGGCUGGCUUUGGCACCAGAGAAGCAUCCCUGGGAGGUGGUGGCGGCAAAGUUCGCAUCAACGUCGAGGAGACAGUGGACGGGAAGGUGGUUUCUUCUCACAAGAGAGAGGUCUGAGUGCCUGGCGCAGGAGAGACCUCCCUGGCCACCCCCACCCUCCCCAGGCUGGAUGGAGGACCGCCCAGAGGGGCCAGAAGAGCAAACCCCAGUCCCUGCUUUCAGAGGGUCCGGCUCUCCCUGUUGGGCGCUCGGCAUCCUCCCCCUCCCUCUCCCCACCUGCUCUAGAACAGGGACAGGCAAGAAGUAGCUGUAUUGUGUAACGAGCUGGAUCAUACCACAUC
Molecule: messenger RNA, 3143 nt
Organism: Prionailurus viverrinus (fishing cat)
Lineage: Eukaryota; Metazoa; Chordata; Mammalia; Carnivora; Felidae
Product: keratin, type I cytoskeletal 15
Exons: 9
Coding region: 1513-2919 (468 amino acids)
Molecular function (GO): structural molecule activity
Source: RefSeq, a predicted model, not a curated record